Messenger RNA from Diaporthe batatas, 927 nucleotides. RefSeq lists its product as uncharacterized. NCBI's taxonomy places the organism in Eukaryota, Fungi, Ascomycota, Sordariomycetes, Diaporthales, Diaporthaceae. Gene Ontology annotation, biological process: oxaloacetate metabolic process. The transcript has a single exon. The record is from RefSeq and is a predicted model, not a curated record. The coding region runs from base 1 to 927 and encodes 308 amino acids. Gene Ontology annotation, molecular function: catalytic activity; magnesium ion binding.
AUGCUCAGCAAGUCCCUAGGCCUCACAACAGACAAUGUGACCUACGAUCUAGAGGACUCAGUGACGCCACACGAGAAGCCCAAUGCGCGACAGGCACUCGCCAAGCACCUGUCGGCCAUUUCAUCAUCAUCCCGGCCAAAAGGCAUAGGCGAGGUUGCGGUCCGCAUCAACGCCGUCUCCACUCCCUAUGCCUUGGAGGACCUCCAGACCCUCGGCAGCGAGCCAGGGCUCGACGCCAUCGUGAUCCCCAAGGUGAACAAGGCCUCGGACCUCACCUUUGUAGCCGAUGUGUUGAAACACGUCGCCCCGCAGCGGUACAGCAACUCACAGCCCAUAAAGCUGCUCGCCCUCAUAGAGUCAGCCGAGGCGAUCCUCAACCUAGGACCCAUCUGCCAGGCCGGCGUGUCAGACGGCGUGAGCCUGUCAGGCCUGAUCUUCGCAGCAGAGGACUUCUCGCUCGACCUGAGCCUGACGCGGACGCCCUCCCUCCGCGAGUUCCUCUACGCGCGGUCCGCCAUCGCGACGCACGCCCGCGCCUUCGACCUCGCCUCCACCAUCGACCUGGUCUGCACCACCUUCCGCGGCGACGAGGGCACCCGCCGGCUGCGGGAGGAGUGCGCCGACGGCAAGGGCAUGGGCUUCAACGGGAAGCAGUGCAUCCACCCCUCGCAGGUCGACGUCGUCCAGGCCGCGUUUGCGCCGUCCGCGGACGAGGUCGAGUGGAGCGUCAGGGUCGUCGUGGCGGAUGAGAAGGCGAGCAAGGGGGAUAGGGCCGGAGAGAGCGGGAGGGGGGCGUGGACACUCGACGGCAAGAUGAUCGAUGCGCCGGUCGUGGGCAGGGCAAAGGCUGUUGUUGCCAGGGCGGAGAGGAGUGGCUUUGAUGUCGGCGCGGUGAGAGAGAGGUGGAAGGACCAGAAGCCCGAGUGA